UUAUUUUUGCACCAUUGAAAAUUCAAAAAACAAUGUAAAAAGCACCCAGGACGAUUACGAAAUCCGAUUGCGUUGGCUCAAUGUAUCUCGAUGCUCUCGGAAUUUCUUGUUUUUUCUUAGUUUUUUCGAUCCACGUUUAGAAUCAGUGCUUCGAAUGUUUAUCCACGUUGUUUUGAUUUUCGUUGUUGGCUUUUUUUAUUCAAAUUUCGGUUCUCAUCGUGGUGGAUAAAUUUUCGGUGACGUUUACGGCGGUGUGCUUCGUAACAAAUGUACGAGGGUGCAUCACUCGUAUCGUGGAUUUCGUGAAUUCGUGACUUGUGUUAUACUAUGUGUGAAAAUGAUAUUUUUAUCCUCUUUUUUGGUGCUAUCCCAUUGGCAAAGUGAGUUUUGAGGAAUUCGUGGCACGAAAAAUCGGCGGGUGAAGAUCGGAGGAGAUAAAAGGAGCGGGAAAAAGUUGGGCGAACCUGAAGAAAGAAGGAAAGAUAAAGCGAGACAAUUCGAGUAAUUCAUGGACGAAAAAAGUGCGAGAGUUAGAAAAAAAAAAAUUGCAAAGUGUUUUAACAAUUGGAGGUGGAAAAAAUCGAUGUAAUAGAAAAUUUUGGAAGGUAGAGGUGUUCGAGUCCUUUUGAUUUUCGUUGUUUUUCAUUCGGCAACGGUGAAUGUGCAUGGAAGAGCCGGGGUGGAAGAGUUCCGUUAUUUUUCUUCGUUCGCGCUGUCAUUGUCGAAAGUGGAAAGGUGAUACGAAAACAUACCCGUUAUCGUCGUGGAAACGAAAGGGGGGAGCAGACGAGCUCCGUGGUCCACGCUGAGGCCACCCUCCUCGUCAUCGACAACGACGAGACGGGUUAAAAUGUCGAGCACAUCGGACAGUCCGGACACGGCGAUGGCCCUCCAAUCACAUUACUCAUUGAGAUGGAACAACCAUCAGACCCACAUAUUACAAGCGUUCGAAGCACUUCUUCACGCCGAGAUACUCGUCGACGUCACCCUUGUUUGCACCGAAACGAGCCUCAGAGCCCACAAGGUCGUUCUAAGUGCCUGCAGUCCGUUUUUCGAGAGGAUAUUCGCGGAGCAUCCGUGCAAACAUCCGGUAAUAGUGCUGAAGGAUUUUCCAGGACGAGAGGUAACAGCUCUGAUCGACUUUAUGUACCGGGGUGAGGUGAGGGUGGGUCGCGAAGAAUUGCCGGGUCUGAUGAGAGCAGCGGAGAGUCUGCAGAUUCGGGGUCUCGUAUCGUCGGAGCCGCGACCGGCGAGUCCGCCAGAAACGCCGCCGACGGAAUUGUUGGGCGAGCCAUCGACGCCGGAAGGGGCAAGGCAAGGGAGUCCGAUCGACGAGAAACAGAUGGAAACAACGGCGACGCGUAUCGAGACUCGGGGCGGUGUAAUUCAGCGGGACAAUCGUUUGCCGCACAUGGGUCAUUUGAAUUUUUCGGUGCGGGAUCUUCGAGACUUGUGCGGUUCGCCGUUGUUGCCGAGGAGGAAGCAGGCAAGGCCGAGAAGAAGAUCCGGGGAGUUGGUGGCUCAAGACCUCAGUCGGCCUCAGCCGCCGCCCAGUUUGAGUCCGCCGAGCGGUUUGAAUCUGGCUGGUGCGAGGCAAGAGCUGCAAACGUGUCCGACCUCAUCGUCGACGCCGUUGGCGGCGGCCUCCCUGCCAAACUUGAACAACAACAGCAUCCAUCAGAAUCAGCCCCACGACGAAGACAUAGCCGAGAAUCUCUCGUUGAAGAGACCACCCACGCCGGAAUCUCCGUCCGAUCAGCACAGUUCAGGGGGCGUAAAGAUAAAACGGGAACAAACGGCGAGUCCGCGCUGCUCGCCGCUCGGGCUCGGGCUCAACGCGGACGUUGGAAGCCUGCAGGAGCUACCGGUCAGCGGACACUCGUCGAUCCCGUCGAUGUCGUCGACGCCGCCGCAGCAUCCCAGUGAGUACCUGACGAGUCUCGGGCAAUUGGCUGCACAGUGGCUCCCGGCCCCGAACCACAUGAGUCAAUCCUCUUCGUACCACACGAGCGAGAGCCGACCUCACAGUCGUACCCAGCACAAUCACUAUCAGCAACAACAGCAGCAGCAGCAGCAGCAGCAACAACAGAACAGAGAAUCGCAACAGUGCCGGGACCAACAAGAACAACACCGACAGGAUCAAGAAUCCUCGUUACCCUCGAUAAGAACAGUCGCGGUUUUUCCCAUGGACGGUAUGUCGCCGGUCGGCAGCGCGAUGUUUCCCCACGGCGGUGGCCUCGACCGGGGCUCCCUCUUGGCCGACCUCCACGACAGCUUCAAGCCCGAGAGUCUCCACGGGCUCUUCAGCGGGGCCAGUCUGGGCCAUCAUCCGAGUAAAAAGUCCAAGAAGCAUCGGAGCGAGAGCGUCAAUGCCCGGAGAUGGGCCGAGCACGGACGGGGCGGUACGGCGUAUGGGAGACCGAAGGGACAGCACAGCGCACCUCGCGGCGGACCUCCGAGGUCUUGGACCAACGCCGAGCUGACGAUAGCGCUUCAGCACGUGUGGAACAAGCAGAUGACGACUUCGCAAGCGAGCAGGAUGUUCGGGAUCCCGUACAACAGUUUGCUCAUGUACGUCCGGGGUAAAUACGGGAAAAGCCUGAAGCUCGAGCAGCUCAGGAGGGAUUGCACGGGUGCUACGACCGGAGAAGUCAUGAAUUCUUUGAACAACAACGUCAAGGCGAUGCAAGGACCGCCUCAAUUGAGCCAUCCCCUCGCUGGCUUGCCUCAUCCAGCCGACGACGGUAAUUUCCCUCAUCAUCCGCUGCUCGGUGGCAAUUUGCCCCAGGGAUUUUUCCCAGAUUACAGCGCCGCGUUCCCGGUGCCAGUUUCCAUGGUGCACCUUCUACCCCCGAGUGAACAAAAGGCCCUCGAGUCAGCAACGAAUUCAGCCAGCCUCACGGCCAACUGUCCUCCGGUUAUCGUAAGUUGCCCCUCCGGUAGUCCACCACCGAGUGAAAUGGCCCACAGAAGUCGCACCCCAUCGCCGAUCGACAACAACCACGAAACUUCGUCCUCGUCGUCCAUGACCCCGCAGGCACCGCAAUCCGCGCCCGCUCUUCUACAACAAAAUGGUUCCGAUUGAAAGCCCUCUUUUGACCGAGCGAACACGAACCUCCGGGCCCGUACCAUCCUCCCACCAACGAGGCUCGUGCCUCGUAUGUUCCGUUGAUCGAGACUCUGCCACGUCUCAUUCGCGCCUAACAUCGACCUCGGAUCGUACUCGACCUUUUUGUCUUUGUCCACUGCGAUUCGGGCCUGUCCAUCGGGGGAGCAAUUAUUCUCCGGGUCACACUCGAGCCAACCGGAACGCUAAACAUCAAUCAAUUGAUAACAAAACACCACACGCACACACCCACACACGUACACGCGGACAAGAUACGAAAGAGAAACGCACACGCGCGUUCGGCAUGUGCGCCUAGUGAGCGAAUCCGAACGGACGCGUACACUCACUCGCGCACUCGCGUACAAAUUCGGAAAUUGAGGAAACAAUCGUCCGACGAAUGUCCGAAGCCAGGACGCGGCUAAACCUCCUGAAGGCCAACUCAAGACUGACUCUUCGACUUUAAUCCAGCUUCGAGGCUCGCCCGAAUAACUCGAUUUAUAUUGCGAUCCGUGCAACCUUCGAUGGCCAAGCGAUAUAAGAUAUUUAUCUCCCGAAAUCCGUCGAUCAAGUGCGCUUCUCUGGCUCCACCCGAAAGAGGUCCUCGCGCUCUGACAAUAAUGAAACAAAUAUCGGUAUGAAUUUCAACCCACUGCAGGCUGGCUUGAGAAAAAACCUGAAAAUAAGACCACCCAAAAAAGCAUUCGAAUAGAGAGUUUUUCAAUGACGAAUACGUUUUUUAUUUCCUCACCAAUCGAUGAAGCGCGCAAACGGGAAAGCCAGCGUGACGCUACUGAUCCCUCGAAAAUGUAAAUCGAAGGGCCUAAACCGCGUUAUUCGGUGUCGCAGAGCUCCGAGCAAAAAAACAAACAAGCGAUCCUAUUUUUUUAAUAGUACAAUUUUUUUCUCCAAUUUGUUUUUUCUUCAAGCAUCAUCUUAAACAAUAAACGCAUUUGGCGCCAUUGUAUUCAUAGUAAAUUACUAAAUUAUGUGAAAUGCAAGAAUGAGAGAGAUUUAAAAAAAGAAGAAACACAUGAAAAAAUAAGCAACAAAAUGGAAAUCAAGAAAAAAAUGAAAAAAAAAAAACAAACAAACAAGAGAAACUAAAAACGAAUGAAAUAAAAAUAAAGUCGCGCUCGGAUCGUCCGCGGAAUUCGCCAAACAAAAAUAUCGUCGAUCGGUACACGGACGAGCGUGACCAACAAAUCCAAGGUCGUGAACCGUUUUCACGAGGCUGUGCACUCUUCCUCGUCUCUGUUGAUUCGCCCAAGCUCCGAACACAAAUUAGAAUGAUAUAUGUAUAUACGUAUAUUUACGUAUGUGUCUGUAAUAAUGAAUAAUUCGCGAAACAAUACGGAAUGACAAAAAUAAAGAGAGAGAGAGAGAGACGAUGGUCACAGAGAUUCCUCGUUAACUCGGGGACUCGAUCAGCCGCAGCAUCACACUAUAAACAGUUCCUGCUACAAUGAAGCGAUCAUAUACCAAAUAGUAAAUUACUGUUAAUUACUGUAAAACUUCGAAACUGAUGAAAUGCGAGAGGGGAAAAAUAUUGAAGUGAGAAAGAGAGAGAGAGAGAGAGAGAGAGAGAGAGUGCGAGCGAAAGGAAAAAAAUGAAAACAGGAAGUGAUAGAAAACAAAUAAUGAUUGAUUAAUUGAUUAAGAAAAAAAAACGAAAAAAAAGCAUCAUCGCCCGGAUCGAGUCACAGAAUCGAUUUGACCAAUUAUUAUCGUAACUGUAUUAUUUGUAUUUUUAUUUUGACUGUAAUUAUUUUUAUAUAAUUAUUAAUAUCAUUAUUGUUACAAAUUAGAAUUAUUAUUUAAGAAAAAUGAGUGCUUCGUUCAAUUUCGUUACGGUCUCUCGAGAAUACGUGUUUGGGUCACGCGCGUUUUUUUUUUUAACAUAACUUUUUUCCGUGUUUUUUGUUUCUUUUUUUUUUAUAUUUUAUUUCGAAAAUAUCACUUUACCAUUCCGGGUAACCGCGAGCACUCGUGUUCCGUUACGACACGCGACAUAUGGACGGUUCGAAACACGAGGAGCGAGAUCGAGAACGCGAAAAUUAAAUUGUUUUCAAUAUAAAAAGUAAAUGAUAAUUUAAUUUAAAAAAUCUUACUAUUUCAAUAUAUUUUAACGCGCGUGCACGAAUCGCAGGGAUUAGUGCAAUAAUCACAAGAAUGCAAAAUUUAUAUAAUUAUUAUUUUCAUUUUUGUUCCUUCUCGAUUGUAAAUAUAUAAAAAUUUCAAGCGUCUCUCGCCGUUCUUAAUAUUAAUACUAUUAUCAUUAUUAUUUUAUUGUUUUUACUUUUAUUAGUCUUAUUGAUUCUCAUGUUCUUCGGUUUCAAUAAAUUUUUCUUGUUUUCCUUUUUCUUUUUUAAUCCAAACAGAAAUAACAAAGAUAUAAAGAAAAAUUGUGACUCGUUUAUUUUAUUUAUACGAAUUGUUUUGCGUUUUUCUUUUCGUUGGACUCACACGUCUACCGUUCGAAUUGAAUUAAUUUUUUAUUUCCCCUCGUGAUAUAAAUAAAUGGAAUUCCGACUGAUUGCUCCAACGUUGCCUAGUUUAACGAAGAGUCCGGAGCAAUUUAUAGACAAAAAUGAAAAACAAAGGUAGAAAAACAUUGCCAUCCCCGCCCCCCGGUUCCCUUUCCCUCUCCUUAUCCACAUCCCUCGGAAUUAACGUGACAGGACGAAAAUUUUGAGGUCGUAAAAAUACACGAAUAAUGCGUUCCGAAUAGCAUUCGUCGAUCGAGGAGUAUCUUUAUGAUAUAAAUAAUAAUAAAAAAAAAAAAACGAAAACGAAAACGAGAUUAAAAAUAAAAGAAAAAGUAAUACACGACACUUUGGAGCAUGCGAAAACGUUGGUGGAUGGAAAACACGUACACGAUACACAAACACGCACACGAUGAAAAAAAAAAAAAAAAAAACAAUAUGAAGAAGAAAUAGAAAAAGAAAAAUUAAACGAAAUGAAAAAGAACAAAUUAACACGAUCAACAAUCGAUUAAAUCGUAGACCACUACAGUUUGACAACCAAUAUUUCGACAACCAGACGGAAGCGCAGGGUAACUAACACAUCAGGGAUAGCCACAGACAAAUCUACGAUAGAUAAUGAGAAAAAAAUUGAAGUUGAAAAAAGCUACAUAUUAAACUAUAAAAUGGUAAAGAAAGCGCGCGCGCGAGAGAGAGAGAGAGAGAGAGAGAGCGAGAGAAAAGAGGUAAUUCAUAAAUCUAUAAUGCUUUACGAUUAUUUCGUUGGGAUCUCAAAGAUCGUGAGAGAUCGAGGGACAAAGAAAAACGUUUCGCGAUUAUAUCGAGUUGAUUCUCGACUCGAGUCUGUAAUAAAAAUUGAAUAAUUUAGGCGUAUAAUGAAAAGUGUUUCGAUUUUUAUUGCGAAGAAUUAUAAGAUUUCGGCACAUUCGAGACGCGUCGUUGGGAGGAAGAAAAUAAAAACAAAGAAAAAAAGACGGAAAACAAAAGAAGCAACGUACAGUUUAAAUGAUCGAAUAGAAGAGAGAAAAAAAAACGCGAGGAUGAGAAUAUAUUAUUAAAUUAACGAUUAAAUAUAAUGUGUAAACGAGGCAAAAAAUAAUGCGGGGGAGAGUGUUUCGAGUACGAGAAUAAGAGAGAAAAAAAAACGAAAAAAAAGAAAAACGAAGAAAACAUUAAAUUUAAAAAUAAUAAAAACAUAAGAAAUAGACGCGGACAUUUAUUCGCAUUCACACUCACACACGCAAACGAGCGGGUAACGCACACAACACCACACACAGACACACAUUUCUGUAAGGCGUAAGCUAUUUUAGAGACGAAGAAAAUGACACGACAGGCUUUCGGCCCAAUCCCUACCCAAGAAAGCAAAAAAAAAAAAAAAAAACAACUCUCCGAGACCCAA
This is a messenger RNA of Venturia canescens, 6985 nucleotides long. RefSeq names its product jim lovell (gene lov). The record is from RefSeq and is a predicted model, not a curated record. The transcript is spliced from 3 exons. NCBI's taxonomy places the organism in Eukaryota, Metazoa, Arthropoda, Insecta, Hymenoptera, Ichneumonidae. Bases 851 to 3085 code for a protein of 744 amino acids. Gene Ontology annotation, biological process: regulation of transcription by RNA polymerase II. Gene Ontology annotation, molecular function: protein binding; DNA binding. Gene Ontology annotation, cellular component: nucleus.